GAGAGUGUGUGGUGAGGUGAAGACAGCAGCAGUAUACAGCACAGUAAACCUACACCACCUUCGUUAAAUGUUGCGGACACUCUGGUGUGUAUAAUGUAACGUGGGUGUACCUGUAUCGUGACGUGGGUGUACCUGUGUCGUGACGUUGGUGUACCUGUAUCUUGUGAAUACUGAGCUCAUUAUCUCUACGCCUGCUACUACUGCUGCUGCUGCUGACGAGGAUAUACGUAAAUAGCAGCAGUGAAACGAAAAGGAGGUAAAGGAAGAGGAGUCGAGGGAGGACAUCGACAGGGUGUCCUUGCCUCCUCCUACGUCGAGAUGUCAACGCCCUUAUUCACCCGGCUGAGCCUGCCGGAUGGGCUGGAGGAGCUGGUGGAGGUGCUAGCCAGGGAGGUCAUGAGGAACCAGUACUCUGACCCCUCAGAUAUAUACAACUUCGCCUGGAAGCACUUCUCAGAGAUGGUGGCACGCCGUAACGCCCUCCCUGGCAAAGAUGGCGCGCCGUACGGUGGUAGCAGACGCAGGAGGAUCUCCGCCAGCAGCCAGGGUGAAGCAGGCUCCCAGCGCACCAGCAGGAGGGGACCUGCUGGAGGUGGCACGGUGCCGACGAGCGUGGCGGGCAGGAAAAAGGAAGUAAAGCAUCUCAAGGAGGAGACACUGACGAAGACAGGGUCUCUUGAUCGCGCUGCCAACAGACCCGCCCGUCGAUCCAUAAUAGCUGACACCAAGGACAAAAAAAAGACCUGUCCUUGGCCGCCGCGCGUAGCCGCCUAA
Cherax quadricarinatus is the source of this 774-nucleotide messenger RNA. NCBI's taxonomy places the organism in Eukaryota, Metazoa, Arthropoda, Malacostraca, Decapoda, Parastacidae. The record is from RefSeq and is a predicted model, not a curated record.